This is a messenger RNA of Colletotrichum lupini, 1599 nucleotides long. RefSeq lists its product as uncharacterized. The record is from RefSeq and is a predicted model, not a curated record. Bases 1 to 1599 code for a protein of 532 amino acids. NCBI's taxonomy places the organism in Eukaryota, Fungi, Ascomycota, Sordariomycetes, Glomerellales, Glomerellaceae. The transcript is spliced from 8 exons.
AUGUGUGCCUCUUCAGUCUUACCUACUGAUCAUACCAUUGCGGACUUCAUUUGGGAGAACAGCAACGGAGAAGCCGCUUCAUCGCAACGUUUGCAAAGUGUUCGGCUUUCAGAGUAUUAUGCGGAGAGAGUUUCGACGAACAGGCUCAGUCACAGCAAAGCUGACAUACAGAAGGCAAUCGUGCAGCUCAAAUUGAAUCCUUCAGCAUCGAAAGACUCGAUUCGAUCAGCAACCGACUGUGGAGGUACCGGCGCAGUUCUGGAACACGCUGUAAGGCUGAUGUUCAUGACUGCGUGUCACACUGAAGGCACCGCACUCGGAGGCUAUAACAUAUAUAAAUGGACAGAUAAUGAGACACUAGUGGCCUUCUUUAAGCGUGUCUACCCACAUCGGUCUGCUGGAGGGAUACCCGAACAGUCUGUCAAUAUUAGGAAUCUCAGUGCCCAUAUCCUGUCUAAGAACGCCAGAAUUGAGAUCGAUGCAACUGACAAUCUCUCGGAUCACUUGUCUUUGAUUCAGGGAGAAGGAUUCAAAACCCUGUUGGUGUACCAUCAUCGAGAGUUUCUCGAACGUAGCCUGGAUAUUUUGAAGGCCGACCAGGAAGAGUUAAACCAUUCUUUACCUGAAGCCAUAUCCAUUGGCUGUCUACCCCCGAAGCUUCUCGAGGAUACACUCAGAACCCUCGAUCUUCUAUUCCCUCCCUUCGGUGACGGGCGAUCCCGACGAAUACUGAAGAAAUGGGUCCAGCGGCAAGAUCUCGAUCCCGAUCUCCUGAAGCCUUCCCGCCAUUCUCUAGGGUCUCCAGCUGGUCAAGAACUUCCCGAUGACCUUCGCGGCUUAUACACGCAGCACCCGCACUGGGCCCCACAGCUGGUCCGUCUGCUGAGCGAGGUCGACCACCCGACGCCGACUACUAGAUGGGAGCGCGGCUGUCUUCGGAAUCCUGGCCACGGCGCUGGCGGCGGUCCAGUGUCAUCUUCCUUAAUCAUGGCUUCGCGACCUGACAUGGACGACGAAGACCUAACCUUCCACUGCUGCGCGCCCCUCCGGCCCUCAGAGCUUUUGAGACCAAUUGACGUCGGCGACCUUGGCGGCUCAGGCCACGCAGGAAAAUCAACAUUCCUCGCCUGGCCCAUCUUCGGCCCCCUCCUCUUCCAAAACGAAACAAGUGAUGCGCGCGACCACUGCGCGAAUGAGAGGACAUUCCUUAGCUACCUCCGCCUCUCAGUCUACAUGUCCAUCGUCGCCGUCGCCAUCGUCCUCUCCUUCCACCUGAAGUCCGAACCCAGCCAGCUCGAGCUGCGCAUGGCCAAACCCCUCGGCAUCAUCUUUUGGAUCCUGGCCGUCGCGUGUCUGUGUCUCGGGAUCGGUAACUACAUAAAAACCGUCAACAAGUACAGUCGCAAAGCGGCCAUCGUGCAAACCGGAUGGAGGACGCAGCUCGUGCUCGCCGUGGUAGCUCUCAGCAUUGUGGGAACAUGCGUCGUCUUACUCGUCAUUACAAAGAUUUCAGCAAACUCUCAAGAGGGACAGAAUAACUCAUCAACUAACGCAGAAGCAGCAGCAGCAGCCUUCGUCGCAGGACCAGUCUUGAAGUGA